CGUCUUACUUUUAUAAUCAAUAAUAAGUUAAUAACACAUAUUUCUUCGCAGACGUAACUACGUGGUUGUAAGGGAUUAAACACCGGAUUAGAUUCAAAAGAAAGAGUUGCUCAAAACGUUGGUAACUAAAGAAAAAACAACUUUGUUUAGUGGGUGUGCGUUGAUGGAUCUUGGAAUUUAAAGACAGCGGCAGUUAGAUUAAUUGUUCUGACUUGAGUUCACUACGUAUGACGAACUAUGAAACACUUGUGUUUAACACUUAAGAAACAUAAGUUGUAGAAAGUUUUUACUCCCUGUUAACUUUUCACUAACUUCACUCUGGAAUCGAACGUCAUGAAAGGUGUUUGUACGAUUUUCAUUUUUAUGGUUUUGACAUAUCCUGUUUAUAUCAGGGCAAACUCGAUGCACAUGCAUCAAAGACGAGGAGUUUCAUGCCCUAAAGGAUGUCAGUGCCAACCGGCUUACCUGUCUCACACCUUGAUGGCUAGAUGGUUCGACAGAGAACAAAAUUUAAGAGCCACUCUUUGUGUGCUUCAACAAGAAACCCAUAUCCAAAAGUUAUUUGAUGAAAUUCCAUUAGCAACCGAGAUGCUUACGAUACUUCAGGCACCAGAUGCACCCAAUUCUACUAUUACCGAAUCCAUGUUGUCUCGCUUACCAAAGCUGCAAGGCAUUGAUUUCCAAGGAUCAGGACAAAACCCUUACAAACUGAACCUAGGACCUUGUGCUUUUCGACAACUUCAUAGUCUUCAAUACAUUUCUUUGCAGAAGGUCAAUUUUAUGGGCAAUAAAGUGUUUGAUGGGUUAAAGACGGUAGAAGUGUUACAAAUAUCAGAGUGUGAUAUUGAGGUUCUCUCUUGGAGACUUCUUGCCGAACUUUCGUCUUUACAGGAAAUAGCUCUCGUGCGAAACGGAAUUAGCUUUUUAGAAGAUUUUGCAUUUUAUGGCACUCCAGACUUAAAGCGAUUAUCCUUGUCGCACAACAACAUUAUGACGUUACAAGCUGAAGCACUAGUCGGAUUACUGAAGUUGGAAGUACUCGACCUCAGUAACAACAAUCUCGACAGAAUCUCUGGGGUUUCUUUCCCACCCCUCCCACAUUUGCAAUGGCUAGAACUAAAACAUAAUCCGAUUGAAGUCAUCUUUCCAAACUGUUUCCAGUUUCUAAAUGGUACUUAUCGUCUGAGCCUUGGUCACGCCGAAAAGUCCAUUCAUCUGAUAAAGUUCAGUUUUCGAGGUCUAGAAAAUUUAAUAUAUCUUCAUAUUCCGAAUGUUAACAACGACAUUCUAUUAGAACACAUGUUUUAUGGGCUUAAUUCUUUGACACACUUGACCCUAGAGGGCAGGAUUACCGCUAUUGGCGACCGUGCUUUCGUUGGCGCACACCGGAGGCUGGAAAGACUUAGCCUUCACAAGUGCAAGUUGAUAAGGAUUGCCAGGGAUGCAUUCCAUGGACUUCACCUAUUAAUAUCUUUGGAUUUAUCUUCCAACAAACUACGGGGAAUUUCUAGACAUUCCUUUGAAAAUCUGGAACGACUACGUGAACUGAUUCUAAAUGACAACAUGUUACACAUUCUUCCGAAUGAAGUGUUCCUUCUGCCACAACUAAGAAGUCUAAGACUUGACUCAAAUUCGUGGAACUGCACUUGUGGAAUGGCCAGUUGGAGCGAGGACGUAACAACUCGUGUACGAAGAGUACUGUCCAAUCCAUGUCCACUGGGGAACCAAAAAGCAAACUGUAUGGGAUUCGAGUCCGCUUAUGUCGUAGAUCCCAGAGUAACACCAAGGUGUGAUUACCCACCACAGAUUCGAGGAAGAACUGUGUACGAGGCUAUAAGACACCAUCUUGACUGCUACAAAAGAAACGAAUGAAUGUGUUAUACUCGAAGUAAUGCAUAAUAAGAACCACGUGUGUUAUAUUUUGUCGGUGUAGCUUCAAAAAAUCACCUUUUUCGUACAAAUAAAAAUAAUUAGAAGGGAUCACUUUGUAAGGUUACCAUAAAUAUGUAUGUGAAAACAAAACAAAAAGGUUUGAAUUAGUAUCACCAUAUUGUUUGACAGUUAAUGUUAUUUUGUUGUAAGAACUGCGAAUAAUUGUCAGUUACGCGUUGUAUGAUUAAUGGAAUAGUUAGCUCAAAAACACACACACAUAUAUAUACAUGUAAAUAACGAAAGAGGGAACCGAAUGCUUGAAACUUAUUGAAUGACCAUCGAAAUCAGAUUUGUUUAACAGAAAAGUAUAUAUAUCAGAAAAAGUACAAAUGUUUUGUUUAAAUUUUCUAUUACUGUGUAUAAUAUAUAUACAUGAAGGAUUAUAAUUGAUUCU
This is a messenger RNA of Limulus polyphemus (Atlantic horseshoe crab), 2326 nucleotides long. Its product is annotated as insulin-like growth factor-binding protein complex acid labile subunit. Gene Ontology annotation, cellular component: extracellular matrix. The transcript is spliced from 2 exons. Gene Ontology annotation, molecular function: protein binding. The coding region runs from base 334 to 1872 and encodes 512 amino acids. The record is from RefSeq and is a predicted model, not a curated record. NCBI's taxonomy places the organism in Eukaryota, Metazoa, Arthropoda, Merostomata, Xiphosura, Limulidae.